AUGGCCUCUAUUCGCGUUCUUUCCUUCGAUGCUGAGGGCCGUCCCGUGCAGUUCACUUCCUGGCUCGACGACCUGCAGUUGUAUCUUAUGAGCAAUAGCACGGACCACAUCUCCCUCUAUGACUACGCGUCUGGUGCUGCCGCUGCUCCUGCUGCCACAGCCGAGCUUAGUGUACGUUCCCAGUGGCAGACUCGUGACGCUCCAGCUCGCCUGGCUAUUCGCAUGCACCUGCCGUUACCUGAGCUAGAGCACUUUGGCGACUGCAAAACCGCUAAAGCCCUAUAUGACGCUGUCGUCGCUCGCUACUCCUCACCUGCCACAGCCGAGCUUAGCCGUCUCAUGCUGCCUUACCUGUUCCCUGAGCUGUCCGCCUUUGCUACAGUCGCCGAUCUUAUCACCCACCUUCGCACUAGUGAUGCUCGCCUGCGUGCUGCCCUUCCCACCGAGUUCUGCGCUAAGAACCCCCCUCCCCUGUACUGGGCACUCCACUUCAUAGUCACCCGUCUCCCUGACACCCUCAGCUCAGUGCGCGACUAUUUCCUUGCUCGCUGUCCCACUGAGCUCACUGUCGCCCUCCUAGAGGAGAAGCUGCUAGCAGCCGAGAAGAGCAUUGUAGCUGUAGGUGCUGCUCGCGGCGCUCCUCGCACCCCCAUCUUUGAGGGGUGUUCUCCCUCUCCCCUCGCUCCCUCCUACGCUACUGCUGCUGCUGUUGACUUCCUUGGUGCUGAGUCUGCUGGCGCUGCUUCUGCUCCUGGUGGGAGGCGCCGCACCGGCAAGGGCAAGGGGGGCAAGGGUGGCGGGGGUGGCGCUGGGGGGGGAGGGGGUGGGGGAGGUGGGGGGGGAGGCGGUGCUGGAGGGAGCGGUGGCGGGAGUGCCGGUGGGAGUGGGGCCGGCGGCGGAGGCGGGGGCGGCGGCGGGAGCAGUGGCGGUGGUGGCAGCGGCGGCAGUGGCGGCGGUGGCGGUAGUGGCGGUGGCGGUGGCGGUGGUGGCGGUCGGAGCGGAGGUAGUGGCGGCGGUGGAGGUCGGAGUGGAGGCACCGGCUCGGGCCAGAGCUCCCAGCAGCAGCAGCGUCCCCAGUCGACCCAGCAGCUUCGUGAGUGGCUUGCUCAGCGUGGGACGUCGGGGGGCAGUGGCCGCUGUUCCUAUGUCAUUCGCACAGGUGAUCGCAAGGGACAGACGUGUGGGAGGUUUCACACCCCGUACCGCUGCUUCUUCCGCCUUGACGACGCUUGGCGUGAGGAGAUGGGCGAGGAUGUUGAGCGCCCUCGCUGGGCUGAGCUGAUGAGGGCUGGGGUAUAG
This is a messenger RNA of Closterium sp. Yama58-4, 1299 nucleotides long. Lineage: Eukaryota; Viridiplantae; Streptophyta; Zygnematophyceae; Desmidiales; Closteriaceae. The record is from the annotation of a GenBank genome assembly.